AUGCUCAUCCUAAUCCGUCGACUAAGACGGACCACCCUCCGCUCCCUCCUGCAGCUCGUCUUCUUCCUCCUCGCCCUAGACGCCUACUUAAUUGUCCGCAACCGCCCCGUCACUGACUACCCGGACCACAUCCCCCCUAGACACCCAGGCAACGAAACCUUCUUCAUCGCCAGUAUCCACCGCAACAAUGGGCCCAUACUGGGCCAGCCCAUGUCUGAGAACAUCCUGAAGCUCGUCGACUACCUCGGCCUAGACCGCGUGCACUUCUCCGCCGUCGAGUCGGGCUCCCAAGACGACACCAAGGACAAACUUUCUGCUCUCAAAGAGAAACUCGACGCAAAGGGCGUCCAAAACACCAUUUCCCUAGGCAAGACGGUCCAUGAGCAGCUCGACGAGAUCCACGACCGGCCCCCGGCGUCCGGCCUCACCCCGCCACCGCCGGGAUGGAUCUGGAACGCAAAGGAGGGUCACUUCGACAUGCGCCGCAUCACGUAUCUCGCCCGCGAGCGAAACCGCGCAAUGGAGCCCCUGAAGGCCCUCGGCGAGAAGGGCGUAAAGUUCGACAAGGUCAUCUGGCUGAACGACGUCGUAUUCGAGACCCUGGAAGUGGCCAUGCUGCUGGGCACUCGCGGGGGCGACUUCGCCGCCGCCUGCGGGAUGGACUUUACGCUGUGGCCGUACUACUACGACACCUUCGCCCUCCGCGACGACCUGGGGCUGAAGACGGCGUCGUGGUACUGGCCGUGGUUCCACAGCGCCCGCGCGCGGGCGUCGGCGGAGGCGAUGCGGCCUGUCCAAGUCAAGUCGUGCUGGAACGGCAUCGUCGCGUUUGAUGCGGCGCCGUUCUAUGCCGAGACGCCGCUGCGUUUCCGGGCCAUCGACGACAGCCUUGCGGCGUUGCACCUCGAAGGGUCCGAGUGCUGUCUCAUCCACGCGGAUAACUACCUCAGUCGUGAGAAGGGCGUGUGGUUGAAUCCCAACGUGCGUGUUGGCUAUAAUGAAGAGGUGUUUCGCCAGACCAGGCUGGACAGGUUUCCGACGCCAUGGACGGCGGUGGUGGGCAUAUGGGCCAACAGAUACCUUAGGGCCCGGAACAGCAUUCAACUUGGGCUGGAGGCGUGGGUGGUUGAGAAGAGGCUACGACGGUGGGUUGACGAGACUCCGACGAGUGAACUGCCGCGGAAGGAGCCAGGUAAGAUGUGUCUCAUCAAUGAGAUGCAAAUCAUGUGGAUGAACGGAUGGAAACACAUAUAG
Colletotrichum truncatum is the source of this 1254-nucleotide messenger RNA. RefSeq names its product polysaccharide export protein. The record is from RefSeq and is a predicted model, not a curated record. NCBI's taxonomy places the organism in Eukaryota, Fungi, Ascomycota, Sordariomycetes, Glomerellales, Glomerellaceae.